Messenger RNA from Harpia harpyja (harpy eagle), 3742 nucleotides. Its product is annotated as protocadherin gamma-B5-like. The record is from RefSeq and is a predicted model, not a curated record. Gene Ontology annotation, molecular function: calcium ion binding. Lineage: Eukaryota; Metazoa; Chordata; Aves; Accipitriformes; Accipitridae. The transcript has a single exon. Gene Ontology annotation, cellular component: plasma membrane. Gene Ontology annotation, biological process: homophilic cell-cell adhesion. The coding region runs from base 27 to 2516 and encodes 829 amino acids.
GAGGAGCGCGGCGAGCGCUGCCCAGAAUGGCGGGCAGGCAGAGGCAGAGCCGCCGGCGAGCAGCCGGGCGAGUGCUGCUGCCCGCUUUGCUGCUGGGCUUGUGCUGCCGGGCGGCGCCGGACCGGGUCCGCUACGCCAUCCCCGAGGAGCUGGGCAGAGGCUCGCUGGUGGGGCCGCUGGCGCGGGACCUGGGGCUGAGCCCGGCCGACCUGCCGGCACGCCAGCUGCGGCUCAGCGCCGAGAAGCAGUACUUCGGCGUGAGCGGGGAGACCGGGAACCUCUACGUGAGCGAGAGGCUGGACCGGGAGGAGAUGUGCGGCGAGGCGGCGUCCUGCUCCGUCAGCUUCGAGGCGCUGGUGCAGAACCCGCUCAACGUUUUCCACGUCGAGGUGGCCAUCCUGGACAUCAACGACAACGCCCCGCGCUUCCUGCAAGACAGUUUCCAGCUGGAGAUCAACGAGUUCACUUCUCCCGGUGCCCGGUUUGCCUUGGGCACGGCCGAGGACGCGGACGUGGGCAGCAACUCGCUGCAGGGCUACGAGCUGGAGGCCAACGGGUACUUCGCGGUGGAGGCGAAGGAGAGCCAGGACGGCAGCAAGUUCGCGGAGCUGGUGCUGCGGCGCGCACUGGACCGGGAGAGCGAGCAGAGCCUGCGGCUGGUGCUGACGGCGCUGGACGGCGGCGAGCCGCCCCGGAGCGGCACCGCCCAGCUCUGCAUCAACGUCACCGACGCCAACGACAACCCACCCGUGUUCGCGCAGGACCGCUACCGCGCCAGCCUGCGGGAGGACGCGCCGCCGGGCUCGGUGGUGCUGAACGUCUCCGCCUCCGACGCCGACGCCGGCACCAACGCUCGCAUCACUUACGGCUUCGGGAAACUGCCGGCCAAGGUGCUUCAGAAGUUCGUGGUGGACGCGGAGAGCGGGACGAUCACGCUGCAGGAGGCGCUGGACUUCGAGGACACGCGAGGCUACACACUGCUGGUGGAGGCAAGGGACGGGGGCGGUCUGGUGGCACACUGCAAGGUGGAGGUGGAGGUGCUGGACGUGAACGACAACGCGCCCGAGGUGACACUGACGUCGGUGUCGAGCCCGGUGCCCGAGGACGCGCCUGCCGGCACGGUGGUGGCCCUGGUGAAAGUGCGGGACCGGGACUCCGGGGAGAACGGGCAGGUGUCGUGCGAGCUGUCGGGCGAGGCGCCGCUGUCGAUCGUGGCGUCGUCGGGCGGCUCGUACAAGGUGGUGACGGCGAGCGCGCUGGACCGGGAGCAGGCGCCCGAGCACCGGGUGGCGGUGGUGGCCAGGGACCGGGGCAGCCCGGCGCUCUCCAGCCGCGCGGCGCUGGUGCUGGAGGUGUCGGACGUGAACGACAACGCGCCGGUGUUCGAGGAGGCCGCCUACAGCGCCUACGUGGCGGAGAACAACGCGGCGGGCGCGCCGGUGCUGCGCGUGCGCGCGCGGGACGCGGACGCGGGCGCCAACGGGCGCGUCAGCUACUGGCUGGCGGGCGGCAGCGCGGGCGCGGCGCCGUACGUGUCGGUGGAGGCGCGGAGCGGCGCGGUGUACGCGCAGCGCUCCUUCGACUACGAGCAGUGCCGCGAGUUCGCGGUGGCGGUGCGGGCGCAGGACGGCGGGGCGCCGGCGCGGAGCUCGACGGCGACGGUGCGCGUCUUCGUGCUGGACCGCAACGACAACGCGCCGCGGGUGCUGUGGCCGGCGGCGGGCGCGGGCGCGGCGGGGGCGGGCGCGGGGGCGUCCCCGGCCGCGGCCCCGUUCGAGGUGGUGCCGCGGUCGGCCGAGGCCGGGUACCUGGUGGCCAAGGUGGUGGCGGUGGACGCGGACGCGGGGCGCAACGCGUGGCUGUCGUACGAGCUGGUGCAGGCGCCGGAGCCGGCGCUGUUCCGCGUGGGGCUGCACAGCGGCGAGGUGCGGACGGCGCGGGCCGUGUCGGAGAGGGACGCGGCGAAGCAGCGGCUGGUGGCCGUGGUGAAGGACCACGGGCAGCCGGCGCUGUCGGCCACGGCCACGCUGCACGUGGUGCUGGCCGAGAGCUUGCAGGAGGCGCUGCCGGAGCUGAGCGAGCGGGCGGCGGGCGCCGACUCGCCGGCGGAGCUGCAGUUCUACCUGGUGCUGGCGCUGGCGCUCCUCUCCGCCCUCUUCCUGCUGAGCGUGGCGCUGGCCGUGCUGGCGCGGGUGCGCCGGGCCGGGCCGCCCGCCGUCCUGCGCUGCCUGGGCGCGCAGCGCUUCUCCGUGGCCGGCGCCGCCUUCCCGGCCGACUUCUGCGAGGGCACCUUGCCCUACUCCUACAACCUGUGCGUGGCGCCGGGCCGCGCCGUCGCCGAGGGCGCUUGGCUGCCGCCGCCGCUGCCCAGCCUGGCCGCGGAGGAGCUUCUCGGCGCGGAGCCCUGCGGGAAGCGGAGCCCGACCAGCAGCGCCGGCGCGGGAGAGCCGCCCGCGGACGCCGAGGCCCCGCAGGUCUGUAAGCCCGCGCAGUCCUUGCCUCUGAGCCUUUCCUAAGCUCACGCUGAGGGGAGUGGGCUCUUGCUCGUCCUUUGGCCGCUUGGGCGCCUGCUGCCGCUCUCCCUUUCCAAGAACGAAUGAAAGGGCCAACGCUAAGGCUGUGCUAUGGGCUAGUUGUUUUCUCUUUGUGAUGGACCCCCGAACCGAGGGGGCAUGUGCAUCGCUGCCUGCUGCUGAGUUACUCUCGAGCGGAGCAGCAAGUCCUAAGUGUAAGCACGGUCUGUACCGUGUAAGGCUGUAAAAACAAAAGAAAACAAAAAACCCCGAAAAAACAAAGUGGGGCGAAAUGGAGGCUGAUUGAGAGCGGCCUCCGAUGUGCAGCCGAAAAGCAACGAAGUCGAGAGUGAAGGGCCGUCCCUGAGGAGGACUCCUUGUGAGGGGGGAUCUUCAUUGCUGCCUUGUGCUAUGGCUGGGGGUUUGGGAAACUAAUGUGGCUGGUGGCGUUCCAGUGUGACACACUUUUGAUCUGCGGAAGGGUGAGGGAAAAGUCGUGCAAGCACGACUGCUGCUAAUUGCUGUGCAAGUAGUGGUGGAGAUUGUGCUUUUGAACUAACGGGCCAAGACUGGUAAUGAGCUGCACGGAAUAUUAAGAGCACUUUAUGUCUACAUUGUAUCACCAUAACAAAAACAUUUAUCCCUGCGGUAGAAAUAACACAACCACGGGAGGCGUGUCAUUUCCUUCUGGUCGUCAUCGCCCCUUCCUAGCCGAUUCCUUCACGUUAUCGAAUUAAUUGUUUAGGUGUAAAUGCCUAUGAAGUAUGCAGACCCUUAAUUUAUGUGGCCUAAUGGCAAAUCACCCAUUCAAGUCCGUUAAUUUUCCUUUUUCGGUAUUAGCUGCCUCUGUAGGUCUUCCAACAGUUUAAUGAUGUAGCCAUUAGCUCAGUGACUUCACUGAAGCACUCCAUUGCUCUCAUCCCGUUCUAAAAUACUGUCGGGACUUGACGACUAGCGGGAAAAUAGGCGCAGAAAAAAAAUUGGGAGCAACGCAAAGGUGUCGUAUGGCUGCAAUCACCCUCCACCCACAGAAUGGGCCGUAUGAAGGGGAGUAUUUCAAGGAAAGUUCCUGAAGCGUGGGUUCAUGAGCCUGAUAUACUUGCUUCUCCGGGGGGGUGUGUGGGAUGUGUGUGUCCGAAUAUCACGUUUUGUAUUUCAGAGCCUGUUUUCUCUUGCUUUCCUUGUAGCAGUCAUUCAAGAAUGACGGCUACAAAAAUUCGUGUUAGAGA